Schizophyllum commune H4-8 is the source of this 906-nucleotide messenger RNA. RefSeq lists its product as uncharacterized. Lineage: Eukaryota; Fungi; Basidiomycota; Agaricomycetes; Agaricales; Schizophyllaceae. Bases 1 to 906 code for a protein of 301 amino acids. The record is from RefSeq and is a predicted model, not a curated record. The transcript has 7 exons.
AUGGUGCCGUUUGGUAUCCGCAUACUCUGGUUUGUUCUCUCCUCCGUGGGACUUCUUGUAUGCUGGGUCGUCUUUUUGGCCGUGGGCCGGGCGCUGGGGAACCUGUGGGCGCCGCUCGCAUACCUCGCCGCCUGCACCACCAUGCAAGUUACUUUUCUCCUCGGUAUGAUCUGGCGCAUGGAUACCCACCUCAUGCCAAAGUCGUUCUGCAUCGUUCAAACAACUAUGUUCACGCUCUCUGAUUUCAUGAUGACCGGCGUCGCCGUUACAUUCACCUGCGCGACCGCCAUGUGUGUGAUCAAGCCGAAGACAUGGGGGGAAUCGCAGACCAAUACCCUCAAGUGGCGCCCUAUAUACAUUAUGCCGGUAGUCGUGCUCCCCGUGCUACUCACUGCGGUUCAGACGGGGCUGUACAUCCACUUUGACGCAGUCGGCCCUUCAGGCGCGAUACACUGCGACGCCAACGAUCCUAUAUGGCACGUUGCCCCCCUCAUUCUGCCGGUCCGCUUCUUCGGCUACGCCGGCAUCCCCCUCCUCGCCUGCUUCCCCUGCCUCAUCCUCACCGUCGUCUCCAUCCGCCGCGUCUGGCGCACGAACGCGCACAUCCAGCGCUCGUGGCAGCAGGAGUUCAUGGCCGCUCAGGACCUCACCAACCCGGGCCAGCGGCGCCGCUCGCGCUCGAAGCUCCGCCGCCUCACCGCGCAUGUGAAGCACAAGUCGCUCACGGCGCACUCGGAGAGCGUGCCCGCGAGCUCGCCGGGCGGGUUCGUCCGCGCACACCACGGAGUGCGACUCGCCGACGUCGGAGACGUUCCCGACCUUUGCGAACCCGCGCUCGCGGUCACGCGUGCGCAGCGGGUCUCAAUCCCAGUGUCAGUCAGAGUCGCAGUGUCCGUCCCACUCUGA